Tetrapisispora phaffii CBS 4417 is the source of this 1764-nucleotide messenger RNA. RefSeq names its product Dse1p (gene DSE1). The transcript has a single exon. Gene Ontology annotation, molecular function: protein binding. Lineage: Eukaryota; Fungi; Ascomycota; Saccharomycetes; Saccharomycetales; Saccharomycetaceae. The record is from RefSeq and is a predicted model, not a curated record. Bases 1 to 1764 code for a protein of 587 amino acids.
AUGUCAGACUACUACUGCCCAAGCAACAUAUUCAGAAACAAUGCAAUUGCCAUUCCAAAACGUAAUGAGCUCAGACUCAAAAAUAAAGUCACAAACAAAUACUCAUACACUAACAAUAGACAAAAACAACAGUUACGGAAAUGUUCAGAGGAUUUCAAUGACUACUACACCACAAAAAAAUUAUACUCAAACUAUUUCGAAGUCCCAAACUGCACAAACAACGAAACGUCUUUCUCUCAUUUAGACAUAGACCCAAACAAUAACAUUCUAAUUGCAAAUGAAAGCAAAUUGAAAUUACUUUCCUUCGAAGUGGAAUCGCAAUUUCAUUCAAAACUUCAUGGUAUACAGACUAUACAUUUACCAAAACCAAACUUAACCAGCUCCAUAUUUUUCAACAAGAAAGAAAAUAAUGAUACCCUUUCAAUCUUAUCUGGCCAUUCUAAUGGUGUAGUGAAUUUAAUUGAUACAUCCUUGGAGAGUGGCAAUGCACAGGUCAAAACAAGGUUCAACCAUAAAAAAUACUUGAAGUCGAUUCCUUCAUUGGUUACAUCAGGAUGUUUCCCAAUAAAAAAACUGGUGGCUCCAAAAAAUGAUAAUAUCUUCAUUUCACUAGCAAAUGAUUCACUGUUCAUAUACGAUUUAAAUGAAAAGUCAAAACCACUCUUCUUGAAAUUAUUUGCUGGAGUUGAAUCUCUAGCUUAUAACAACUCUUUGAACUUCACUAAUAACAAAUUAAUGGCUUUAUCGGGUUCAAAGUUUGGGAAAGCUGGUAUCUCUCUCUUGGAUCUAACGUCAAGCCAUAGUAACCCAACUAAUCUCAUCUCGAACCAAUACUAUCCAAUUACUAAUUCUUACUCAAGACCAGAAGUAUCCUACGACUGUCUUUGGAUUGAUGAUUUUCUCAUUGCUAAUACACUAGGUAACAAGGUGAAAGUUUGGGAUAUCAGAUCAACUGCAGGCGAGGCUCUGGUGACAAUAGAGUCCAAUAAAGGGUAUAUCGAAUCGUUGAUGUACAAUUCAACUUCCAAAUUACUAUUCACAAAUGACGAUCAAAAUACUGUUAUUUCAUGGGAUCUUAGAGAUUUAAAGAAGAUGAGAAGAGGUAUCCUAUCGCAAGGUUUCAAUUCGGUCAUGAACGAGUCUGGAACCAGUCAAGAAUCGAAUGGAACUUACUGCAUUGGUAAUAUUGUAGUAAAUGGGAACUCGACCAUCCAGCAAUCAAAUCAAAAAUCAAACAUAAACUCAAGCCUAAAAAUAAACUUACUCGACGACGGAAGUUUGGUUUCUUUGAGAAAUACGGAAUUAGGUUACCAUGCAAUUAAAACAGUUACCUGUUCAACAAACUUACAAUUAGUUGAUGAAGAACAAAAUAAAUAUACUUUCCAAGAGCAAGUUGAACGUAAAGAAGAAACAAAAGAUACAAAAUAUCCAAUUCAAAAUGAAGAUAUAUCCGAAGAAAAUCACUCAGACUCAACAUUAACUUCGAUUAUAGAGGAAGUUAGAAUUAAACCAUAUGUUCCUCCUUACACUAAAGAGUUCAAUUCAAAAAUAUAUAAUAAUCAUGAAUUGAAUAAUUCCACACUCACUUUGAUUGAUCAUAACAAUAAUGACACAAUCUUAGACAUCGAUGUUGAUAAAUAUUUUAAUACCCUUUCUAAAUCCAUCGAUGAAGGUUCACAAGAUGAUUCCUUUGGUCACAAGCACUCGACAAGCAUGUAUUCCUUGAAUCAACUAGCAAUUAGUGGUUCUACUAUUUAUAACUGA